Molecule: messenger RNA, 411 nt
Organism: Dibothriocephalus latus
Lineage: Eukaryota; Metazoa; Platyhelminthes; Cestoda; Diphyllobothriidea; Diphyllobothriidae
Source: the annotation of a GenBank genome assembly
AUGCAAAUCUGUCAAUCUGUGACAAUUAAAAUAGAAUGUCUGACUAUUUCAGGCAUCGAAUUUCCACCAACCAUUCAUGACAUGGUUGAUCAGGUAUAUGUGUCUCCGGGCAAAGGUACCAACCUCACGUGCAAAGCCAGCGGCUACCCAAUACCAAUGGUAUGGUGGGCAACGCAAGGCACAUCGGUGGUGGCGCUUGGACUGCGAGAUGUCGUCGGUUCCGCGGUGCAGACGGAACGAUCUCUCACUGAACCUCACUCCCAGCAGGCAACUCUUCGUCUCACCGACAUCACCGACCACUCCACCUACAUUUGCAUCGCCAAGAACACCCUCGGUGUCGUGCGCCGAAAUAUCAGCAUUGUUGUUAAACGUAUGUCCACAGGAAUAUUCUUCUUACCUACCCUUGUUUAA